AUGGCUAAUCCAACAUUACAAAAAAUGAACGAUACAUAUAAGAAAGAAUUUAUGUUAAGUGAAGAUGAAGUACAUGUGUCAUAUUUACAUCCAUAUCCAGUGACACCUGCAACAACAAUUAUCGAGUCGAAAAAUGAAAAAGUAAAAUGCAUCUUUAAACUACCAAUCGAUGAAUACAAGCAACUUCUAUUUCGUGCAAAAAGAACUGCAGAAUUAUUGUGUAAGAAUAUUCCAGUGAAUCGUUGUGCCUUAGUGACUAAACCAGUCAAAUGUGGUCCAUCACAAAUUAAAAUAAUUCCAUUGCACGGUGUUAACUCUGAAUGGGAACAAGCCAUAUCACCAGAACCUGAAUAUAAUGAAGAAUAUCCUGGUUAUUGUAAUUCAAAAAACGGACCACGAGUUUCGGAAGAAUCUUUAACAAACAUUCAAGAUAAAGUUAGAAGUAAACUGGAAACAACUUCGAUCAGUUAUGAAUUUUUUGGAGAUGCGGACGACAAGAACUUAUUUUCAAGAAUUGUUCGAGGUGAAGAAAAACAAUGGCGCGUUUGGGAAGACUCUGAACAUGUGGCUUUUCUAACACCGUUUCCAAAUAGUCCAGAAUUUACUGUAGUUAUUCCUCGUAAGCAUCUAUCAAGCGAUAUAUUUAGUCUUGAAGAAAAGGAUUACGAAAAACUAAUUGAAGCUGCCUACAAAGUUUCAACAUUGCUUAAAUCGUCGCUUUCAAUUGACUUCACCUGUAUGAUAUUUGAAGGUUUUGAAAUAGAUUAUGCCCAUGCCAAAUUGAUACCUGUUAUAACCAAAAAUGAUUAUAGUGAAAAAUCCAAUAUUAAUUUACCAACAGAAUUUCAUCCCAAAUACAUUGGAUACGUCACAUCAUUAGAUGGUCCUUUAGUUCCAAAAGAAGAGAUGCAAAAAGUUUUCCAGCAAUUAAAACGUAAAUGA
Rotaria sp. Silwood2 is the source of this 942-nucleotide messenger RNA. The record is from the annotation of a GenBank genome assembly. NCBI's taxonomy places the organism in Eukaryota, Metazoa, Rotifera, Eurotatoria, Philodinida, Philodinidae.